AUGGGAAACGCUAUUGCAAACACGGACGUUAUAAACGAACUGACUGAGCGCGCAAACUACUUCGUUGAAGAACGUGUGGCGAAAAUUCCAGCACAAUUCAAAAGCCAAAAGGAUCAUAUCGUCCACGAAAUGCACAAAGCAUCUCCGGAUUCGUAUAAAGAUUUGUACAUCAAAGAUUAUCCAGAGAAAAAUGAGAAACAAGUGUCGAAACUAGCUAUUCACAAUGUUACGUCGAAUGAAGUCAAACAUCAAAUUGUUGAAGAGAUCAACGGGGAAGUUGAUCCAAUAAUAGAUGCGAAAACUGCUCAUCUGAAUAAACUAGUACGAACGGCAACGAAGAAGACGAUUCAUAUUGCCAUUGAGAAAUCUGUUCGAAUAGCUGUGAAUAAAGUACAAGCACAGCUCGAACGAGACGUUGGCUGUUGA
Molecule: messenger RNA, 426 nt
Organism: Adineta ricciae
Lineage: Eukaryota; Metazoa; Rotifera; Eurotatoria; Adinetida; Adinetidae
Source: the annotation of a GenBank genome assembly